Molecule: messenger RNA, 4094 nt
Organism: Dimorphilus gyrociliatus
Lineage: Eukaryota; Metazoa; Annelida; Polychaeta; Dinophilidae
Source: the annotation of a GenBank genome assembly
AGUUAGCUAAGCUUAGUCAAGAGUAUUCGAACCCCCGCAAGUGGUGUGAUUAAGAUUACGAAAUUUGGAGAGUCGGAUAUUCAACAUAUGAAAAAGGACAUCAACUAGACGGUAUACAAGCAUACUUAGAGACCGGAAAAUUUUUUUGUGCAACUAAAUUAACCAAAGGAAAAGGAGUGAGAAGGGGAGAUAAGGGACUAAAGUAAAGCGUAUAAAAUGCAGGAAGGUCACAGAGAACGCUUAAGUUUUUGCUUUCUCUAGUAUAUGGAAAAAAAAUGCAGUCUGAAAUUCAGUUAGGGACAUUUCCUCCUGAAACUGAAACAAGAAGGAAGCCCCGCGUUGCGUUUACCGGUGUUGAUGACGACAAAUUUGACGAUAGAAAGAAUAUUCAUGCAAUGGAAAGUGGUAGCCGACUUGUAAGACCUCGCAUGUCUCUCCUCGGCAAGCCAUUAAAUUAUAAAGCCCACAGACGGGAUGCUAGGUAUAGACGAGCUCAGGCUAGGAUUUAUAACUUCCUGGAACGACCAAAGAAUUGGAGAUCAAUUAGCUAUCAUUUACUUGUGUUCUUAAUGGUCUUUCUGUGCCUUCUCUUAAGCAUUUUCUCAACGGUUCCUGCAUUCGAGAACGCAUCAACGAAUAUUUUAUACUAUUUGGAAUUGAUUAUGGUGCUUUGGUUUAUGAGCGAAUAUACUUUGAGGUUAUGGUCUGCAGGCUGUAGAUAUAGAUAUCAGGGAUGGCGUGGACGAGGAAAAUUUGCUAGAAAACCGUUAUGUGUGAUCGAUCUCAUCGUGAUUGCGGCAAGUAUCGUCAUCCUUUGUUUAGGCUCCAACGGACAAGUGUUUGCCACUUCCGCCCUCAGGGGACUUCGUUUCUUUCAAAUACUACGGAUGGUUAGGGUGGAUCGAAGGGGUGGUAGUUGGAAAUUAUUAGGUUCUGUUGUCUGGGCUCAUAGACAAGAGCUGUUUACUACUUUAUACAUUGGCUUUCUCGGUUUGAUAUUUGCUUCCUUUCUCGUUUAUUUGGCGGAAAAGGAUAAAAAUAGCAAAAAAUUUGGCACAUACGCCGACGCAUUAUGGUGGGGAGUAAUUACUCUAUGUACUGUGGGAUAUGGAGAUACGGUUCCAGUAACUUGGGCCGGAAAACUAAUUGCUGCAUGCUGUGCUAUUUUAGGCAUUUCUUUUUUCGCUCUUCCAGCAGGUAUAAUGGGUUCUGGAUUUGCGCUCAAAGUUCAACAGCAGCAACGUCAGAAACACUUGAUUCGACGAAGGGUACCAGCAGCAACUCUCAUUCAAUGCCUAUGGCGAUGCUACGCUGCCGACGAACACUCUUUAAGUGAAGCAACUUGGAAGAUUCAUUUGAAGCCUUGCAGAAGCCCGCCAGCUACCCCUAGACACAAGUUGGCUGGCUCAAUAGCUUGGGGUCGUGUCCGGGACGUGUUCAAGUGGUCAUUUACGACAUCUAGCAGUUCGGAUGAGGAGGCGCCGGGUGCUAUAAGCCAGGCUACUUUACAUAGUACGAAUUUUAGACAAAAUUCUCAGGAGAGUAAAGAUAGUUGUUGCAGUUUUAAAACGGACCUUUUCAUCCAGCAAGAAUGCGACGAAGAGCAGACCAAGUUUAAGAACAAUUCUUCUUUUAUGAGCCGAAUGUCAAUCCGGAGAAAAGAUCGUUCAGCCAACACUACAAACACUCAAAAUUCACCAGCCAUCCAUAGGCCUGUUAGGAGGACGUUAUCAUCUCAAAGUGAUGACAAACAGGAAUGUGACAGUCCUGAUGCGCUUCAACGCUUAUUAACAAGAAAUUGGAGUCAUCUUAGCUUAUCAACCGACCAAACAACAGCGAACAAUUCAGGAAAGGAAGCAUCUGCCUUCACCGGAUUAAAUAAAAGAGAGUUUAAGGAUUCUGAAGACGAUUUAGAUGAAUACGUGGAAGGUGUGACGCAAUUAACCGAUACUCACAAACAUGCGAUUCGGGCCAUGCGGAAAAUAAAAUACUUUGUCGCUAGAAGAAAAUUUAAAGAGGCUUUUCGCCCCUACGACCUCAAGGAUAUUAUCGAGCAAUAUUCGGCGGGGCAUAUUGAUAUGCUAAGUAGAAUUAAGAAUUUACAGCUAAGAUUAGACCAGAUUCUUGGUAAGGCGGGCUCAAAAAAACCAGAUGUUUAUGAGUCAAAAAUUUGCCUAGCGGCGAGGGUUGUUAAGGUCGAGAGGCAAGUUGAAGAUAUUGAAACCAAGUUAGACUUAUUCUUAGAUAUGUAUAAAGAAGACCGGAAACGAUUUAGUUCUCAAGGCGUUCAAAUACAAUCGGAAACGGAACAGGCGGAACAAGCUAUUCAGCUUGAUAGCAAACAUUCCCAAUUACGUUCGAUUCUAGUUGACAAACAACAGAGUGAACCUCCGACGCCCACAACACAAGUAGGGAAACCUAUCCAAAGAAAUUGGUCUGAUCUAAGUUCAAGGUCUAAGAAGAAAAAGGUCACCUAUCGUUGUGCUUCCGCAACCGACGUUAAAGCAGUCAGUGAUCUACCGCCACCAAUUCUUAAAAAAAGACCCUCUUCUGAAUCAGACAGGCCUACAGAAGAUAAAAUCCAGUCAAAUCCAGAUAUACAAAUAUAUAGGCCUGCUCCAACUCCUCCAAUAAAGGAAUUUACACAGGAAACCAUAGACGUACACUCAUCUGUUGACUCAGAAACUGAAACGCAUUCGGCUACCAGCGUUCUCUCUUCAGGCGACUCAUUGACUCAUCAAUAUGGCUCAAUGAGAAAGGAGGAUAGUGACGAUGAAAUUUGGAAUGAUAAAAAAUCUGAGGCUGUUGCCUCAUGUAACAGUACGGAAAUGGAAAUGAUGAGUGAUGACGGUGAAGAUUCAUGCUUAUUGUCACCAACGGAAAUGACUUCCAAAGAGAUACCAAAGAAACUAAAUCAGUACUAAACUCCAUAACAGAUAAUAAUAGAAAAUUACCAAUUUAAAUAAAAGCACGUACACAAAAACUGAUUUAAUUGCUCAUUUUCUAACAUUUACAAAAACUUUUCACAAAAGAAAUAAACAAAAAAUAUGAAAAUAAACAAACAAACCAGACUAAACUGGAUGGCUUAGCAAAAAAAAAAAGAAAAACCUGGAAAAUAAAAGUUUGAUGGAUGAAGAUUAAAAAAAAAAAGAAACAGAAGAUGUGUAUAGAAGUGCAAGGAUAUCUAUAUAUAUAUAUAGAAUAUUUUUAGAAGAAGGCAACUACGACUAAACUCUCUGGCAUAAAAAAAAAUGUUUACAAAAAUAAUAUGAGCAAGCCAAAGGAAGAAAAUAAACAAAUAUGAAAUAUGAAAGUCAUUCCACUACGAAAUAAUAAUAAUAAUAAAUUAAAAGGAGCUUUCUUUUCGUAUUGAAGAUAUUGUAAUAAUUGAAUAUUUAAAAAAAGACAUGUUUUUGUAUGAUAUUCCGUUAAUCUGAUAGAUGAACGUUUUUUCUACGGAUAUGAUAAUCGUGAUGAUUCUUGCUUAAUUUCCCUAUUAUUUUGUUUUCUCUUUACGUAUAGUUCUACAGUUGGAGUUUAUUUAUUUUCGUAAAGAGCACUAAAUUAGGAAGGAGGGAAGAGAGAGAUAGAGAUAGAGAGGAUGAAAAGAUGGGAGAAAACAAUUGAUGACAUAAGAGAAGCUUCUGAUACAUAUAGAGAUGUAUAAAGGGGAAAAUUUUUGAAGAAUAUAUAGAAAAUUUUACGAGGCCUCACUAAGUGAAUCGAUGGGUAGAGACAAAUUGUCCGACUGCUCUGUGUCCCUUUUACAAAAUUUUAUAGGCGAACUAUCGAAUUAAAGAAAAAUCGUUGGUAAUAAUGUUUUCCCUCAUCAAAUUUCUUUAAUUCUUUCGUACCUCUCUCUAAAAACUCCUCUAUCCUUUUUAUUUGUCGUAUAUUCGCAAUCCUAUCAAUCCGUUAAUCUUAGCGAAUUGUCAUCUAUGAUUUUAUUGAAUCUAUUAAAAAUAUUUGCAUGUGUUUUCUUAGAUUAUACUUAUUUUAAGUCUAUUGUUUUUUUUUAAAGAGGAGCGUCAAAAAACUGCAGGUGCAAUUUUGCUUUCUUUCCAUUUAAAAAUUAUAGUUUUGAUGAAAUUACU